AUCGGUUUAGAAGGAAAAGAACAUUUUCUCUUAAGAAUAAAUUGGUGUUUGACUUUUGCAAGUGCGGGAACAAUAACAGAUGGAUUAAACACAGUUAUAAGGAAUACUACAAGGAAAAUAACGGUAUAUUCUUCAAAAUGGUGCAGCUAUUUUACUACGAGACUCGAGGAAAGUGUUGCAAGAAGUUUUUAAACCAUGAAGGAGUUCCGACCAAGAUUCAUUUGUUCCCAUAUGAAGGAUGGGCACAACCAGCAAUGACGUCAUAUUGGCUGCUGAAAACCUAUUGGUGGAGUAGGUCACGUGUAAAAAUUACAGAAGUCACUGGGUCGCAAACGCAUGAAGUAAAGGGCAAAAUUCAGUGCAUUAAAAAUGGUUCUACCGUCAUUUCCGGUAAAAUAAAAGACAAAACAAACAGCGACUUCAGAAUGUAUCUCACAUCGAAUGUUGAUAGCGCUGAUUUCCAACUUGGUUAUUGUGUUACAGGAACACUUGAAAGGGGACGGAAAAAGUCAGAAAAGGGAUUUAGUCUGACUCACUAUGCUAUGAUAAAACGAAGAGGGUACUAAUGUUGUAUUCCCAAUAGUAUAGGAAAGUGUCUGAGUUGGCUUGAUUGUUAAAUGACAUAAUUGUUCAAAUUGAAUGUUAAAUGCCAUAUUUGUUAAAAUUGAAUGCUUAACGGCAUAUAAAUAUAUAUAUAUAUAGUUAAAUACUUAUUAUUGUGUUAAUUGUUGAUGUUAAAUGUUUAUAGUAUUUGUUAUAAUUAUUGUACGUAGAAAACUGCUAUACAUUAAGGUUGGUUUGGUAUUUCCGUGAAUUGUUAUUGGUUUUGUUAUCGAUAAAUACACAAAAAGUCUUUAUGUUUGUGUGGUGGUUUUAUUGAUGCAACAAAUGGCUGAAUAUUUGUUGUUUUAAA
Molecule: messenger RNA, 913 nt
Organism: Mya arenaria
Lineage: Eukaryota; Metazoa; Mollusca; Bivalvia; Myida; Myidae
Exons: 3
Coding region: 138-566 (142 amino acids)
Source: RefSeq, a predicted model, not a curated record